GGCGGACUCUUUUUCUCUCGUUCUCUGCCUUCUUGCCCCCCCCCCCCCCCGUUACCCCCCCCCUCCCGCCCCGCACCCCUCCCCUUUACCCCGCACCCCCGCCUCCUCCCGGCGCAGGACGCGCACGUCCCGUUGGAGGCGGCGGCUGCCGGAGGAUUGUUCGGUGCUGGUGGUGGUGGCCGUGGUGGCGGCGAGGCCCGGGCCGGGCCAUGGCCGAGUUCCUGCCCCCGCCCGAGUGCCCCGUCUUCGAGCCCAGCUGGGAGGAGUUCGCCGACCCCUUCGCCUUCAUCCACAAGAUCCGGCCCAUCGCCGAGCAGACCGGCAUCUGCAAGGUGCGGCCGCCGCCGGACUGGCAGCCACCAUUUGCAUGUGAUGUUGAUAAGCUUCACUUCACUCCAAGGAUCCAGAGGCUUAAUGAACUAGAGGCCCAAACCCGUGUAAAACUGAAUUUCCUGGACCAGAUUGCAAAGUUUUGGGAACUUCAGGGAUGUACACUGAAAAUUCCACAUGUGGAGAGGAAGAUCUUGGAUUUAUUUCAGCUUAAUAGACUAGUUGCAGAAGAAGGAGGAUUUGAUGUAGUUUGCAAGGAGAGAAAAUGGACCAAAAUAGCCACUAGAAUGGGAUUUGCUCCUGGCAAAGCAGUGGGUUCGCACAUCCGUGCACACUAUGAGCGUAUUCUCUAUCCUUACAACUUAUUCCAGUCUGGAGCUAGCCUAUUGUGUUUGCAGAAACCAGAUCUUGCUAGUGACACAAAGGACAAGGAAUAUAAGCCCCAUGAUAUUCCACAGAGACAGUCUGUUCAGCCAUCUGAAACUUGUCCACCUGCUCGUCGAGCAAAACGCCUAAGAGCAGAGGCAACCAAUAUGAAAAGUGAAUCUGAACCUUCAGAGGCCAGAACUCAUAAUCUGAGACGCAGAAUGGGAUGUGCGCCUCCAAAGUGUGAAAAUGAAAAGGAAAUGUAUAGUUCAGUGAAACUUCCCGAGAAGAGAGAGCACGCUGGGGAGCCAGAGAAAGACAAAUCCAAAGCCCGAUCCAAAAAACCUACUAAUGCUGUGGAUUUGUAUGUAUGUCUCUUAUGUGGCAGUGGUAACGAUGAGGACCGUCUCCUGUUGUGUGAUGGCUGUGAUGACAGUUACCAUACUUUUUGUUUAAUUCCACCCCUUCAUGAUGUUCCCAAAGGGGACUGGAGGUGCCCCCAGUGUUUGGCUCAGGAGUGUAAUAAGCCUCAAGAAGCAUUUGGUUUUGAACAAGCAGCGAGAGACUAUACACUGCGCACCUUUGGAGAAAUGGCAGAUGCAUUCAAGUCAGACUAUUUUAACAUGCCAGUACAUAUGGUCCCCACUGAGCUGGUUGAAAAGGAAUUCUGGAGACUUGUUAGUACCAUUGAAGAGGAUGUUACUGUGGAAUAUGGAGCUGAUAUUGCUUCAAAGGAGUUUGGCAGUGGCUUCCCAGUUAGAGAUGGGAAAUUUAAAGUGAGACCAGAAGAAGAGGAAUACCUUGAUAGUGGCUGGAAUUUAAACAACAUGCCUGUGAUGGAGCAGUCUGUUCUUGCUCACAUCACUGCAGACAUAUGUGGAAUGAAAUUACCUUGGCUAUAUGUAGGAAUGUGCUUUUCUUCAUUUUGUUGGCAUAUUGAAGACCACUGGAGCUAUUCGAUUAACUAUCUGCAUUGGGGGGAGCCUAAAACGUGGUAUGGAGCCCCAGGUUAUGCAGCAGAACAGCUGGAGGAUGUAAUGAAGAAGCUUGCUCCAGAGCUAUUUGAAUCUCAGCCAGAUCUCUUGCACCAACUUGUCACCAUAAUGAACCCGAAUACUUUGAUGGCCCACGGAGUGCCUGUUUAUCGAACCAAUCAGUGUGCUGGAGAGUUUGUGAUCACUUUUCCAAGAGCUUAUCACAGUGGCUUCAAUCAGGGUUUCAAUUUUGCUGAAGCUGUGAACUUCUGCACUGUUGAUUGGCUGCCGUUGGGUCGCCAAUGUGUAGAACAUUAUCGCCUGCUACACCGUUACUGCGUGUUUUCUCAUGAUGAGAUGAUCUGUAAAAUGGCUUCCAAGGCAGAAUUUCUUGAUGUUGUGGUGGCAUCUACUGUUCAGAAAGACAUGGCUAUUAUGAUUGAUGAUGAGAAGAUGCUGCGUGAGAAGGUUCAGAAACUGGGAGUGACUGACUCGGAGAGAGUGGCUUUUGAGUUGUUUCCUGAUGAUGAGCGACAGUGCUUAAAGUGUAAAACCACUUGUUUCAUGUCUGCUGUUUAUUGUCCAUGUAAACCUGGAUUACUGGUAUGCUUGUAUCAUGUAGAGGAUCUUUGUUCCUGUCCCACCUACAAAUAUAAACUGGGGUACCGCUACACUCUGGAGGAGCUCUAUCCAAUGAUGAACGCGCUAAAGAUGCGUGCAGAAUCAUACAACGAAUGGGCUUCCAAUGUUAAUGAAGCUUUGGAGGCAAAAAUUAACAAUAAAAGAAGUCUCGUCAGCUUUAAGGCUUUGAUAGAAGAAUCAGAAAUGAAAAAGUUUCCAGAUAAUGACCUACUGCGACACCUCAGACUAGUUACACAGGACGCAGACAAAUGUGCCUCAGUUGCACAACAGCUGCUUAAUGGCAAAAGACAAACCAGGUAUCGCUCUGGAGGAGGGAAAUCUCAAAAUCAGCUGACGGUGAAUGAGCUCCGGUUGUUUGUAAGGCAGCUGUAUGCUCUGCCCUGCGUCCUCAGUCAGACGCCACUACUGAAGGAUCUUCUUGAUCGUGUAGAAGCUUUUCAACAGCAAAGCCAAAAACUCCUUUCUGAAGAAAUGCCUUGUGCUGCAGAACUCCAGGAGCUGUUAGAUGUCAGCUUUGAUUUUGAUGUUGAUUUACCCCAGCUUGCUGAGCUGCGGAUACGUCUGGAACAGGCACGCUGGCUCGAGGAUGUGCAACUCGCUUCCUCAGACCAAAACUCUCUUACUCUAGAUGAUAUGAGACGUCUUAUAGACUCAGGUGUUGGACUGGCUCCCUACCCAGCAGUUGAGAAAGCAAUGGCAAAGCUGCAAGAGCUCCUUACUGUAUCUGAACACUGGGAUGACAAAGCCAGAAAUCUGAUAAAGGCCAGACCACGGCAGUCACUGAGCAGUCUCGUAGCAGCACUGAAAGAAAUAGAGGAGAUCCCAGCCUAUCUCCCAAAUGGUGUUGCACUGAAAGAUGCAGUGCAGAAGGCCAAAGACUGGCUGCAGGAAGUGGAAUCUUUACAGGUUGGAGGUCGUGUGCCAGUACUGGACACGUUAGUAGAACUCGUCACAAGAGGUCGAUCUAUUCCAGUGCACCUGGACUAUCUGCUGAGGCUUGAGUCCUUGGUGUCAGAAGUUCAGGCGUGGAAAGAGUGUGCAGCUAACACGUUUCUGUGCGAGAACUCCCCUUACUCUCUUCUGGAGGUGUUAUGUCCCCGGUGUGAUAUUGGAAUAUUGAAUCUUAAAAGAAAGCAGAAGAAGCUGAAGGAGCCAGUGCCAAGUGGAAAGAAGAAGAGCACUAAGCUAGAGACCUUGAGUGACUUAGAAAGAGCUCUUUCUGAGAGCAAAGACACUGCAUCUGCGAUGGCUACGCUCGGGGAAGCCCGGUUAAAGGAGAUGGAAGCACUGCGAUCUCUCCGAGCAGCAAAUGAAGUGAAGGUGCUGAAGGGGACGGAGGAAUUUGGUGUUCACUUAGCAGAACUGACUGUGGAUCCUCAGGGUGCCCUGGCCAUCCGUCAGCUAGCGUCUGUCAUUUUGAAACAGUAUGUGGAAACUCAUUGGUGUUCUCAGUCAGAAAAGUUCAGACCUCCGGAGACCACGGAAAGGGCAAAAGUUGCAAUUAGGGAGCUCCUACCCAACGGGCUGAGAGAAUCGAUCAGCAAAGUGCGCUCGAGCGUUGCCUAUGCAGUGUCAGCAAUCGCCCACUGGGACUGGCCUGAAGCCUGGCCCGAGCUGUUCAACCUCUUGAUGGAGAUGCUGGUUAGUGGGGAUGUGAAUGCAGUGCACGGAGCCAUGAGAGUGCUUACGGAGUUUACACGAGAAGUGACGGACACGCAGAUGCCGCAUGUUGCUCCUGUUAUUCUUCCAGAGAUGUACAAGAUUUUCACAAUGGCUGAGGUGUAUGGUAUUCGCACAAGGUCACGCGCAGUGGAGAUAUUUACCACGUGUGCCCACAUGAUCUGUAACAUGGAGGAGCUGGAAAAGGGUGCGGCCAAAGUCCUGAUUUUUCCUGUGGUGCAGCAGUUCACGGAGGCUUUUGUUCAGGCCCUGCAAAUGCCUGAUGGACCCACAUCAGACAGUGGAUUUAAGAUGGAAGUCUUAAAGGCUGUGACAGCCCUGGUGAAGAACUACCCGAAGCACAUGGUUUCGUCGAUGCAGCAGAUCCUGCCCAUCGUCUGGAACACCCUUACGGAAAGUGCUGCCUUUUAUGUGAGAACAGAAGUAAAUUAUACAGAGGAGGUGGAGGAUCCUGUGGAUUCCGAUGGUGAAGUAUUGGGAUUCGAAAAUCUGGUGUUCAGCAUCUUUGAAUUUGUUCAUGCCUUGUUGGAAAACAACAAAUUUAAGAGCACGGUGAAGAAGGCUUUGCCAGAGCUGAUCUAUUACAUCCUCCUUUACAUGCAGAUCACAGAGGAGCAGAUAAAAGUUUGGACUGCAAAUCCACAACAGUUUGUGGAGGAUGAAGAUGAUGAUACUUUUUCAUACACAGUGAGGAUUGCUGCACAAGAUCUGUUGCUGGCUGUGGCUGCUGAUUUCCAGAAUGAGAGUGCAACUGCUUUGGCUGCAGCAGCUACAAGGCAUUUGCAGGAAGCCGAGCAGGCUAAAAACAAUGGUGCUGAGCACUGGUGGAAGAUACAUGAAGCUUGCAUGCUUGCCCUGGGCUCUGUGAAGUCUAUUAUUACAGACAGCGUGAAGAAUGGUCGGAUACAUUUUGAUAUGCACGGCUUCCUGACAAACGUCGUUCUUGCAGACCUCAACCUUUCAGUGUCUCCUUUUCUCUUGGGCCGUGCUCUCUGGGCUGCCAGCCGUUUCACAGUGGCGAUGUCCCCAGAACUAAUCCAGCAGUUCCUGCAAGCCACUGUCAGCGGUCUGCACGAAACCCAGCCGCCUUCUGUCCGAAUCUCUGCAGUCAGAGCUAUCUGGGGCUACUGUGACCAGCUGAAGAUCUCUGAGAGCACCCACGUGUUGCAGCCUUUCCUUCCGAGCAUUCUCGAUGGACUGAUCCACUUGGCAACUCAGUUCAGUUCGGAGGUCCUCAACCUUGUGAUGGAGACGCUGUGCAUUGUCUGUACGGUAGACCCAGCGUUUACAGCAAGCGUGGAGAACAAAAUCUGCCCCUUCACAAUUGCAAUCUUUCUGAAGUACAGUAACGAUCCAGUUGUUGCUUCUCUUGCCCAAGAUAUCUUUAAGGAGCUAGCUCAGAUAGAAGCCUGCCAGGGUCCAAUGCAGAUGAGGCUAAUACCAACUCUUGUCAGCAUCAUGCAGGCCCCUGCUGACAAGAUCCCAGCAGGGCUUUGUGCAACUUCUAUUGAUAUAUUGACCACGGUUGUGAGGAACACAAAGCCUCCUCUGUCCCAGCUCCUGAUCUGCCAAGCGUUCCCUGCAGUGGCUCAGUGCAGCCUGAACACAGAUGACAAUGCUACCAUGCAGAACGGCGGCGAGUGUCUGCGCGCAUACGUCUCGGUGGCGCUGGAGCAAAUUGCGCAGUGGCAUGAUGAGCAAGGCCACAACGGAUUGUGGUAUGUGAUGCAGGUGGUGAGCCAGCUUCUAGAUCCAAGGACGUCAGAAUUCACUGCUGCCUUUGUGGGCAGGCUGGUCUCCACUUUAAUUUCCAAAGCAGGAAGUGAGCUGGGAGAGAACCUGGACCAGAUCCUGAGAGCUAUCCUGAGCAAAAUGCAACAAGCGGAGACGCUCAGUGUAAUGCAGUCCUUAAUUAUGGUGUUUGCUCACUUGGUUCACUCCCAACUGGAACCACUCCUGGAGUUCCUGUGCAGUCUCCCCGGACCGACCGGCAAGCCUGCCUUGGAGUUUGUGAUGGCCGAAUGGAUGAGCCGGCAGCACUUGUUCUACGGGCAGUACGAAGGCAAAGUCAGCUCUGUAGCACUGUGUAAACUCCUUCAGUAUGGCAUCAACACAGAUGACAAGCGACUUCAGGACAUUAGGGUAAAGGGAGAAGAAAUAUUUAAUAUGGAUGAGGGAAUACGGACACGAUCAAAAUCAGCCAAAAAUCCUGAACGCUGGACAAACAUUCCUUUGUUAGUAAAAAUCUUAAAAUUAAUAAUAAAUGAACUUUCUAAUGCAAUGGAAGCAAACGCAUCAAGACAGACAACCGCAGAUUGGAGUCAAGAUGAUUCAAAUGAUAUGUGGGAGGAUCAGGAGGAAGAUGAGGAUGAAGAUGAAGGCUUAGCAGGACAGUUCUUAUCAGAUAUUCUUUCCACAAACAAGUAUGAUGAGGAUUACUAUGAAGAUGAUGAAGAGGACGAUCCAGAUGCGUUAAAGGACCCUCUUUACCAAAUAGAUCUCCAGGCCUAUCUCACUGACUUCCUGUGUCAGUUCGCACAGCAGCCCUGCUAUGCAAUGUUUUCAGACCAUCUCAAUGAGAACGAAAAGCGAGUGUUACAGGCCAUCGGUAUAUAAACCCGCUCACGAGACCAUACCGAUCAUAUCUGAACCAUAUUUUUUGGCUUAUUCCACGUUUUAUGAUUAAACAUAAAACAUUUUCCAGUCUCUACCUGCUCGUUACAGGUGGAUGAUGGGCCUCAUUGCGACGUGUUGAGCCUCAUCUUAACGAAUCUGCUAAGGGAAGGAAUACUAAGAAAGCAGCAAAGACGGAAGUCUCUAGAGCUUUGCACGUUGGUCUCACCAUGGGAGCACUUUCAUUUUCCACAGUAACUUUCCAGGAAGUUCUUAAAAAAAAUUAAAAAUGUGUCCUUAAUAUUUUUAAAAGCAAACUGUCUCUACCUGUGAAGAGGCACUUAACUGAGUUUCACACAGCACAGCUGGACAGAGAGAGGAAUUGGGUCACUUACAGAUUGCUUGGAUGUAUCUUGAGAAAUUGGAAGGUUGUUCCUCUUCGCGCUCGCAUAACACAUACAGGGUAAAUAUCUCGAUCUUACAGUGUGACUUCUUUUUAUAGAACUAUAGACUCUUAUCAGAGAUGCCUGAAUGGUAUGGAACCAGUUACAGGAGUUUGGAUGGGAAGCUGAGACAAUAAAAGUAGAUGCAUAUCUUCUUUCCUGCUGUGGAUGGGGCUUUGUUGCUCACAUCUACUGUCUAGUCCCAUGGGAGCAGUUCUUUACUAAUGCUUUUGUGUGCACAUGCUCAAAGGAAGCUACCACUUAAAUUUCUGUUCCUGUGGCAUGUGGCUACUAAAGACUUUGGUUUUAUGGAACACAAGGAGCCACGAUUUUUAGGGCAAGAAAACUGAUUGUAUUUAAGAUAUUUGCUCCAUGACAGCCACUCUGAACUAUUUUGCUUCCUUCACACUCCUGUGUGUAUUUUUAUAGAGUGGUAAAAUAACAUUUGCAAAUUGAUUUACCCAUAAGAACAGCGUGAUGUAUCUCACAACACCUCUCUGCCUUUGGUUCCCUCUUGGGGAAAAUGAAAAUAAAACUAUUAAAAUGUACAUUGGUAUCCUUCUUAUAAAACAGAUUUAAAAGGAAAUUGCACAUGUUUUCUGAAGUCACUUUUUUUAGGCAUAUUUCUCCUUAGGAAACUUUCUGUAUGUGCUGCCUGGAGGAUGCUAGGGUAUUUCAAGGAGUCAUCUAAACAGAAAGGGAGUCCUGUAAUGGAUACAUCUUCUUCUGCUUAAAAGAAAAAGGCUGACCCAUUAUAGAGUUUCCUUUCUUAAGAAAGGUACUUGCUGUUCCUUUGUGGAAUAAUACGCUUUGAAGUUGUAUCUGAAAACCUCCGAAGAGAUGGAGUAAUUAUGUAUCUUACUGGUCUAGUUUAGAAUAUAGCUUUUCACAUUUUUUACCAGGAGGGGGAUAAUAAAUUAACUUCUUAACAAAGAUGGCACAACCUGUUUAGCAUCUGUGGCGAAAUAACCCCAAAUUAUAAAGCGGACAUUGCUCCCUUCUCCCACUCAGAUCCCUCUUUUUGUGCCUGAGAAUAGGCAGAAAUAGGGGGAAUUGCCACAGUUUGCUGCAGACCUGCAGGUCUGGCUCAAGCUUGAGUCCUCAAUGGUUUUUUUGUAUGAAUAGCUCUAUGAGAAGCAGAACCUGAGGCUGAUUUUUGUGCGUGUGUGGCUUUGUCUGGAUUAGCCUGUGUCUAAUAAGGUGUAAGCUCUGAUCAGAAAUUUCCAAGCAGUUGUGUUGCAGUAUCUUUCUUCCCUGUGGAUUCUCUGGUGUAUAAGGAUAUACAAUUAAACUUUGUGCUAUGGCCUUCCC
This is a messenger RNA of Oxyura jamaicensis (ruddy duck), 8359 nucleotides long. RefSeq names its product lysine-specific demethylase 5B. The transcript is spliced from 48 exons. The record is from RefSeq and is a predicted model, not a curated record. The coding region runs from base 210 to 6608 and encodes 2132 amino acids. Gene Ontology annotation, biological process: protein import into nucleus; chromatin remodeling. Gene Ontology annotation, cellular component: nucleus; nuclear envelope; cytosol. Lineage: Eukaryota; Metazoa; Chordata; Aves; Anseriformes; Anatidae. Gene Ontology annotation, molecular function: histone demethylase activity; small GTPase binding; DNA binding.